Molecule: messenger RNA, 1143 nt
Organism: Galdieria sulphuraria
Lineage: Eukaryota; Rhodophyta; Bangiophyceae; Galdieriales; Galdieriaceae
Product: nuclear transcription factor Y, gamma
Exons: 3
Coding region: 171-917 (248 amino acids)
Biological process (GO): regulation of DNA-templated transcription
Cellular component (GO): nucleus
Molecular function (GO): protein heterodimerization activity; DNA-binding transcription activator activity, RNA polymerase II-specific
Source: RefSeq, a predicted model, not a curated record
GUUUACGUAUAAGCGUAAAAAGAGUAGAGUUGAUAUUCCAUUCCAUUUCUCUUAGAAAACUUGACGAUUUUGUUAGGAAUUGGGCAACGGGAAGAAGAGCAAAUGGGUGACGUUGGAAUUUCGUUAGUUACUUGGCAAACAAGGAUACUCGAUUGACUUGGAUUGUCAACAUGUACAACGAAUAUUUAGACGCAGGUCAAAAUGAAGACGAUAAAAACACCUGGAGAGCAACUUCUCAAGUUACACCCGAGCAACAACAGGAAGCUGCUCAGUUUCGACAACAACAACUGCAGCAACAAAGAAGUUUGCAAGCGUUGAACGCAACACUUGCCCAGUUUUGGGACGAACAAAUGCGAGAGGUCAGCGUUAUCACCGACUUUAAAAACCAUAUGCUACCGUUGGCAAGAAUAAAAAAGAUAAUGAAAUCCGAUGAAGACGUACGAAUGAUAUCAGCAGAGGCUCCAGCUCUCUUUUCCAAAGCUUGUGAGAUGUUUAUCUUGGAGUUGACCAUCCGAGCGUGGGCACAGACUGAAGAGUCAAAGCGGAGAACACUCCAACGUUGUGAUAUUGCGUCAGCUAUCCAAAAAACGGAUAUUUUUGACUUUCUUAUUGAUAUUGUGCCACGAGAAGAUCCCAAAAUGCCUCAAGAACAUGGUGGCCUUUCGAUUACCAGUUCAACCGAUAACCCUGCACUACUAUCUUAUCGAGGAUAUGGAGACAACCCAGAAAAUCUGGAACCUUCCCAUUCUCAUUUAUAUGCACCUGAAGGAUAUGGUGAAUAUGAAACUGAAGUGGGUCAACAAGGCAUCAACUACGCUCAAUUGUCUCCACAACAGUUGCAAAUUCUUAGAAUGCGGCAGAUGCAGAUGAGAGAACCCUUUUCCGGUUUCUUCGAAGGACAAGGUCCCCAAUAUUGAAUAUUUCGUUUUUCUUCAAUAGAAAGCAGUCAACUAGUAUGUAUACUAGUUAUAUGUCAUGCUUUGAUAGGGUUGAUCGUGAAAUGGAUGUUGUAAUCCAUUUGUUGUAUAUGAGCUCUUAAUCGUACAUUCUUCUUCGAGGGUUGGUAAAAUUAAAUGAUUUGUUUCCUGUUCGUGAACGUUUCUAGCCUGAUCGACACCCUUUCACAUAGUUAGACUUGGAAAU